AUGCGCGAAAUAAUCACACUACAGCUUGGGCAGCAAAGCAAUUAUAUAGCAACACACUUCUGGAACGCUCAAGAAUCUUAUUUUACCUAUGGUGCAGACGAAGAAUCACCAGUCGAUCAUGACGUGCAUUUCCGGCCAGGUCUCGGCGCAAAUGGCACUGAGACUUUUAUGCCAAGAACAGUUGUCUAUGACCUCAAGGGCGGAUUUGGCACCUUAAAGAGGCUCAACGCUCUCUACGAUAUUAGCGAAGAUGCAGAGGCAAGUAGCCUGUGGUCUGGGAACGCAGUUGUACACAAACAGCAACCCAUAGAUGCCAGCGCGUACCAGGAAAGUCUAGACUCGGGACAGGCGCCCCCUGAGCUCACCACAAGCACAGUGAGGUACUGGUCUGAUUUCAACAGGGUCUUCUACCACCCAAAGUCCAUUAUUCAGCUUAAUGAGUAUGAGUUAAACUCGACGCUCAUGCCAUUCGAGAAGUGGCAUAUGGGAGAGGAGUUGUUUGCCAACCUGGAUAGGGAGGACGAUCUACUAGAUCGCGACUUACGCCCCUUCGUUGAAGAAGCAGAUCAUAUGCAGGGUAUACAGAUAAUGACUGGGCUCGAUGAUGCGUGGGGUGGCUUCGCCACUAAAUAUGUUGAACGGAUACGAGAUGAAUAUGGCAAGACUCCCGUCUGGGUUUUUGGAGCACAAGAGCCUACGAAGGGUCUGUCUAGGGAGAAACGGCUUUUGAAAUUGGUUAACAAGGCGCGCGCGUUGGCUGAGUUAAGCUCGCAAGCCUCCCUAGUCGUACCUCUGGCUCUACCUGAGGAGCCUCUUCCGUCUAAUAUCCACUUAGAUCCAUCAUCGCCAUGGCAUGUGUCAGCGCUGUUCGCAGCUACGAUCGAAAGCACAACUCUUUACACUCGACUCAGAACUGUUGAUCGUAUCUAUUCAAGUAACUUUAGUCACAUGACGGAUCUCCUCAAUGUUUUCGGAAGACAGACUAUCGCAAACAUAGAAAUGAGCCCCAUUGACCUCGCCAGCUCAACACGAAAUGGGCCCACAAACUCGCGUGGCGAUCCCAUAUCUAGCCUUUACGAACGUGUUGAUGACGACGAAUCUGAGUCCGGUUCGCAAAAGGGCGCAGCGCCAUUAGACGUGGACCUGUCAGCCCCCCAAGAUCUAAAGUUAGAUCCAGGGGCGAGGAAGCCGAAGAAGCGAUAUGUUUUCAGCCAAGUACGGACAUAUCGGGGACCCGAAACCGAGAAUCCAGCAGACGAGGAAGGUGGUAUUGACACCGGCCGCUUUGGUAUGAGACGCAGGCCGAAAGUCCACAAUUACCGCUCUAGCCUUUCUUUUCCAAUCCUCGAUAGCUACCCGGCGAUAUUCAGGGAUAGCAACAGGAGUACAAUUAAAGAACACAUGGCCAUGCGCACGUCAUUGACCACCGAUACUUCCGUGAUGGACAAAAUCAGAAGACUUCGGACAACAGUUAUCCGAUCUAUUGGUGUCGAGGAUAGGGAAGUUAUUGGGAACGAACUUGCAGAAAUUGCCGACGGGUAUAAAGAGGGGUGGUCGAGUGGGAGUGAUGAUGACGACGAUGAUUGA
Molecule: messenger RNA, 1587 nt
Organism: Xylaria bambusicola
Lineage: Eukaryota; Fungi; Ascomycota; Sordariomycetes; Xylariales; Xylariaceae
Product: tubulin domain-containing protein
Exons: 5
Coding region: 1-1587 (528 amino acids)
Biological process (GO): mitochondrion distribution
Cellular component (GO): cytoplasm
Source: RefSeq, a predicted model, not a curated record